Molecule: messenger RNA, 1826 nt
Organism: Lactuca virosa
Lineage: Eukaryota; Viridiplantae; Streptophyta; Magnoliopsida; Asterales; Asteraceae
Source: the annotation of a GenBank genome assembly
AAAUCAACUCAGUUGACUCUUCAAACAAUGCUCCAAAACCAGGGUUGCCCAUAAAACACCCCUCUAUCCAAACAAUGCUCCAAAACCAGGGUUAGCCAUGGCUCUUCUUCCUGUGUUCCGCCAUUUCCUCACACACUUAUACCAUCACUCUUCUAAACCCACCUCCUCCACCACAGCCAUAGCCAUAAUCCGUACCUUUAAAACCCUAUCACCUCUUUUCCUCUCUUCCUCUCCCCUUAAACCCAUAUCCGCCUCAAAUCCCCAUUUCUCUUCCACAGAGAAUACCUUGAUAUUAAACAAAGAUGAACGGGUCGGGUUGACUUCACCAGGCAUAAACCCACCAGACCCGGAAGCGAAUUCAAGUAGUACGAUUGCUGCCAUUGUUACUUCUUUAGGUGGGCAAGCGAGCGCAGUAGGCAUUGUAAGGUUAUCUGGUCCAUCAGCAGUAAACAUAGCCAGCUCUGUUUUUCGUCCAUCAAAGAAAAGGAAAAAGAAAAACUUUUCUUGGAAUCCCACAAGUCAUGUGGUAGAAUAUGGCAUGGUCGUUGACUCUAAUGGCGAUGUUGUUGACGAGGUUUUAGCGAUUCCAAUGUUGGCUCCAAGAUCAUACACACGAGAAGAUGUUGUGGAGUUACAAUGUCAUGGAAGUGAUGUUUGUUUACAUCGUGUUCUAAGAGCUUGUCUAGAAGCUGGAGCAAGGCUUGCAGAACCAGGUGAAUUCACCCUUCGUGCAUUCCUAAAUGGUCGUUUAGAUCUUUCUCAAGCAGAAGAUGUUGGAAAACUCAUAUCAGCCAAAUCCAUGGCUGCAGCUGAUGCUGCAUUAGCAGGAAUUCAGGGUGGUUUUUCUUCACUUGUGAAAUCACUAAGAGCACAAUGCAUUGAGUUGCUUACAGAAAUAGAAGCCCGAUUGGAUUUUGAUGAUGAAAUGCCACCAUUGGAUAUGGAUUUAAUCUUGAACAAGAUUCAUGAAAUGUCACAUGAUGUAGAAAGUGCAAUGGAAACAGCUAAUUAUGACAAAAUUUUGCAAUCGGGAUUACAGAUUGCCAUUAUUGGUCGCCCAAAUGUCGGGAAAUCUAGUCUGCUCAAUUCAUGGAGCAAGAGUGAAAGAGCGAUAGUUACAGACAUUGCUGGAACAACAAGAGAUGUUGUGGAAGCCAAUGUAACAAUUCAUGGAAUCCCAGUUACAUUACUCGAUACAGCUGGAAUCAGAGAAACUGAUGAUAUUGUUGAGAAGAUAGGCGUUGAGAGAUCAGAAGCGGUUGCUAUGGGCGCUGAUGUUGUAAUCAUGGCGAUUAGUGCUGUUGAUGGAUGGACCACAGAAGAUGCCAAAUUGCUCGAUAAGAUAAAAAAUAAAGGUGGUUCUGGAUCUCCGAUGAUAUUGGCAAUCAACAAAAUCGAUUGUGCCCAAUUUUCAUGUUCUGAAUUGGUCAACGCAAUUGGUCAAACUUUUGAUAAGUAUAUUUAUACAUGUGCGAUUACGGGUGAAGGGAUUGAAGAUUUGGAGACUGCAGUUCUUGGGCUUGUGGGCCUACAAAACAUUCCUUCAGGUGGAAGGAAGUGGGCCGUGAACCAGAGACAAUGUGAGCAGCUUCUACGAACAAAGGAGGCUUUAAUGAGAUUGAAGACAUCAAUGGAGGAUGACCUUCCGUUUGACUUUUGGACUAUAGAUUUGAGGGAUGCUGCAAUUGCACUUGGGGAGAUAACUGGAGAAGAUAUAUCAGAAGAAGUUUUGAGUAACAUUUUUGGUAAAUUUUGUAUUGGUAAGUAGUAAUUAAUUGUAGUGUUUUUUUGUAUUUCUGAUAUAAGCUAUUGUGACACCAUAUGCA